CUCAGAGGUUCGCACUAAUUAUGCAGCUAUCAUCAGACGCAAAGCUUGGCAAAAAUUGUCAAAAUUACCGCAAAAAGUUCGAUUGUGGAAGAAUUUAGACUAGAGGUAACAUUUCAUACGCGUACGCCCGCUCAGUGUGUUUGUAUCUUUUGUUUGCUACUUUAUUUACGGUCGUGUUUCGUUGGAAGAAAGAUCGUUAUUGCUUUAGCGCCUAGGUCUUUUCAAUUUCGUUAAGGUCAUACAAUGCGUGCAAAGGUCUCGAUAUUACACAAUGAAUAUUAAUAUCUGGGUUUAUAUUGGACAUUUUGCCCAGCACGAAGUAUAAAUUAAACUCUCAUCAUAUAAGAGUUUUUUUUUUUAUCAGGACGGCAUUUGAUUUAAUACGGGCAACAGAUUUGUCAAUGUCAUCUGUAUUAUAUUAUACAUACAUACAUACAGACGUACAUACGUUAUGAGUCCUUUCAGUUGAUAAUCAUUGCGUGCCGAACUUUCGCUACACUCGAACUUUCGCUACACUCGAACUUUCGCUACACUCGGUUACCAAGAAGGCAUGGAUCGUCGCCCAGAGACAAGGAGAGAACAGAUUAUCAGGUCGAAAGGAAGUUGAAAGAGGGAAAGUUUCCAUUGAGCAAGCAAAGGAAGGCGUAUUUAGGCGCUGAGCACUCCCUCCCCCGCCCCCGCUCCACAAAAAGUCUGGCCAAAACACGACCUGUUUCAGUUUUAAAAUUUUUCUAGUUCUGCUUUAAAUGCACAAAUGUGAUUCAGUGAUUGCCUAUUCUAGCGAUAUUUUGUUGCAUAGCGGGGGAGGGGAAAGUUUCCAUCUGCCUUCGCUGAAUCGAAAGUACCCAUCAGUUUAAAACACUUUUGCUAGGUAGCCAUUGUAACUUGGAUAACCGUUAGUCAUGGGAGAGGGACAAAAUACGUAUGUGGGUAUAGAAAGGAAGCAUUGGAAACCUGCGUCUGUUGACCUCAUUUUGGCAGGGACUUUUCGUUCGUGAACUAGCUAGCCGGGCGACAUCAUAAGUUGAAGACGAGUUUUUUCCCCUCCUGAAAAGUCGUUCCCUCAUGGAAGUCAGUGAAUAGCUUGAGGACUGGACGAGUCAAAUUUGUGUAGCUCGACAGGUUGCUCCGGCAUUGCAUGUCGAAAUCUCUUGGAAAUGUCCACUGCGUAUUCAGCGAGGAAGCUGCUUGAUCCAAGCGCCAAGAAGCAGAGAGUGAAACUUGUUAGUUCAAAAGUUCACAGACCCAGGCGACCGCAAUGUGAAACUGUGAACAGUAGUGGUCGUAAAACGGGUGGUAGAAAAGUGGAAUUCAAAGAAGACGAGAUGGCACCUGCGCCGAGAAAGGAGACUGUCCAUUGUACAAAAAUCCCAGUCGGUGAAGUGAGACCCCCACGUUCUCGAACUCAAGUUAAACACGAUCCUACGAUGUUAGGCCAUCACCCUCAGCCACAAGUCACAUCACAGAGAAAGAAGAUUCCCGACUGCCAAAAGCAAGCACAAACCCACUGGAAACCACGGCAUCCUCGAACACCAAGGAGUGAAACAACUCCAAAACUUUCUCGAACUCAAGUCAUAGCUGAAGUUCCUAAACAACUUUCACGUAUUCAAAGGGAACAGCCAACCAAGUCCUCAAGUACUCCUGCACAGAAUGGAACUACUUCGCGCGAAGUUGCUGCGAGAAAUCAUGAGCCAAUGUGCAUUCCUCUCCGACAUAACUACCCAAGAAAUACUACUUCAAGGGUUCUGUGUCCACGACCAACAACAAAGAGACCUGUUGCUAGUUGUGCUACUCCUGAAAAUAGAAGCAGGCGAGUAUCGACAUGGGAUCUUGACACUCUGAACGCCUUGAACUCACCACUUUUGAGAUUUUUCAGAGGGAAGGUUUCGCUACCUCAGGAAGAAAUCUGUCGAAACUCAGAAGUUGUCAAUAGUCUUCUUUCAAUGAUUCUGGAGAACAUACACAAGCAAGAUGAGAUAUUCUCACUGAAGCAAUUAAAUACAGGAAGCUACUACGAAAAGCUCAGGGUUUCAAGUCCUGAAGAAUUCGACGUCAUGCUUGUGUUUGAAGCACACUUGAUCAGGCGCUUCUUCAAGGUCAAAGAAUACUGCCGAGAUCAUCCGGGUUUCGCAAAACUUGUGUUUAACGAUUGCAUCCCUGGAGGAAGAGCACGUUGGGGGAAUUUCCUCUCCAGAGAUGGAAAGUUUCUGUCACCUGAGAAACUAGUGAGGCAUUUCUACGAGUUGAUACAGCUCGCUGUAAGGAUGUCGCCACAGAGAAGACGGAUUUCGAAAAUAAAACAACAUGGCCCUGCAGUUACGUUGACAAUUGAUGGAAAAAUUGACCUCGAUCUCGUGCUCAGUGUUGAGGUCUCAGAAUGGCCGAGUUGUGCAAAAGGGUGGGGUUCAACAAGCAGGGCGUGGCCUUCCACAAGAGAGGUGGAACAAAUCAAGAUGAAAGAGCCCAAAUUCCAUUUAGUGGCGAAACCCUGUCCAGAUAAGGAACGAACGUCGACAGAUUCGCACUUGUUCUGGCGAAUUUCAUUUUCAGAGGCAGAAAAAUCGCUCCUGAAGUCAGCGUCAUCUGACAAGAAAUUUUAUAGGAUCGCCAAGGCAAUCUACUCGGCCAAGAAAUCGACUCUGAAACCGUUAACAUCAUUUCAUUUCAAGAAUCUUUUCCUCCACUACCGUAGCGAGCAUCCUCGAGCAAAACAUGACGAUAGUAAUUUAGGAGAGAGUGUGGUGCGGUUUUUUCAAAAUUUGAUCGAUCGUUUGGAACGAGAUUCUUUACGACACUUUUUCGUAAAUCGCCAAAGUCUACUUUCAGAGAUGUCAGAGGCCGAGAGAAUGGACGUUGCUGGUAAACUAACACGUUAUCUUAAUGAACUUGUACAAAAUCCAAAAGCCUUCCUGGAAAAACUACAUUUUUUUGAACUGUGAACUUGGAAGACUUUCUCAAUCAAAGUCCUUUGCGGUGAGGUUCGCGAUUAAAGGUAGUCCCGCUUCGAAGCGCUCCUGUACCUCGUGCUGUUCGCAGUCAAGUUUUGAGCGUCAGACUGAAUUUUCGCUUUCCGAGAUCGGCUUUCGCAGCGGGUAACAUACAAUCGGAAGAAGCGAAAUAACGGUCAAAGAGCGACUUUGGACUAGAAUAGACGAGCUUUGAGGAAAAAAGUCUGAUCAGGUGUUAAAAAUAUUUUAUUUCAGUAAAUGAGUAAUUUUGCUCAUAACCUUUUGGUUUCUACAAAAAAUCCUCAGGUUUCCUUUAUUAGUUCAAAUCUACUCAGGAGUGCAAAAAUGCAUGAAAAAUUUACUCUCCGUUAAACGUAGGCGUAUCAAGUACCUCAUAAAAGUAUUUAGACAGGCCCUCAUAAACACCUAACUGACAGUUGUCCCAGUCCCAACACAUUUAUGUCCAAAGUUAAAUUCUCUUCUUAGGUAUUCAGGGUGUUUAUGAUAGUUAACAAUUAGACCCGUAGCCCGCAAGGGCUACGGGUCAAUA
This is a messenger RNA of Orbicella faveolata, 3498 nucleotides long. RefSeq names its product cyclic GMP-AMP synthase-like receptor. Lineage: Eukaryota; Metazoa; Cnidaria; Anthozoa; Scleractinia; Merulinidae. The record is from RefSeq and is a predicted model, not a curated record.